Molecule: messenger RNA, 483 nt
Organism: Umbelopsis ramanniana AG
Lineage: Eukaryota; Fungi; Mucoromycota; Umbelopsidomycetes; Umbelopsidales; Umbelopsidaceae
Exons: 5
Coding region: 1-483 (160 amino acids)
Source: RefSeq, a predicted model, not a curated record
AUGGACAUAAAGACCACAGAAUCCGGAUGGUUAAGCAAGCUAACCGAAGUGGUACAAAAGCUAUCAGACGUCUCGCAAGGCGCUUCGGCCAAGGGCGGUACUGCGAGUUCGUCAAGUCAGAAGACUCGCAAAGAGUCAAAUUUGCGGGCAUCUUUCUCAGAGUACGUACAGAAGGAUGACUACAUCGCCUGGAAACAAGAACGGUGGAAGAGUACGUGGAUCCUUUCAGAAUCUGGCCUUAGAGAUUUCGAACAUGCUGCCGCUAGAACAGGCAACAAGGCCGGCAGGAUACUUUGCCAUUCUUCUUCUGCGAAGGCAAAGGUCACAAGCAAUUCGAAUGCUCGUCCAAGCAUCGUCGCUCGCCUGCGGGCCAGCAACUGGGGCUCAAAGACUGGCCGCGGAGUGGCGGAUGAUCUUCCUCAGGACAAUAUCCUGCCCAGUAAAGUGGACCCAUUUCUAUCACAGGAUCGACUAUAUAUCUAG